UUCAGUUGAUGCACAAUAAUAUCUCUGCUGCUGCUGAUGGCCUCCUCACUGCAUCAAACCGCCUGAGUCCUGGACUCCUGAUGAGUAUCCAGGAGGAGAGUAUCGAGGCUGAAGGUGCUGUGGCGAUGGCGGAAGCAUCGGCUCCGCCUCUUUCCCCCUCUGAUUAUGGACUCUUGUCUCCGCCCCCUGACCUGUGCGCGUCGUGUGGCCACAGUCAUCAGCUGGAGGAGAACCACGAGUACCUUUACAAAGAUGAAGUGGAUGACGACUUGGUGUGUCACAUCUGUCUGCAGGCGCUCAUCCGGCCGCUGGACACGCCCUGCGGACACACCUACUGCCAGGAGUGUCUGACCAGCUUCCUGCUGGAGAGCGACUUCUGCCCCGUGUGCCGCGCGCCCCUCAUGCUGCAGAGCUGCAGGAAGCCCAGCCUGCUGGUGCACAAGCUGCUGGACAAACUGGCUGUGGCGUGCCCAUUCACCGAACACUGCACUGAAACUCUGCCCCGAGGGGAACUCCAGGACCACAUCAAGAGCAGGUGUAAAGGGGCGUCUCACUAUGGGCUCUCAGCGGACAGGAAGCGGCGCUCGCAGGAGGGCGAAUGCACCGACAGCACAUCAGAGCUCACCAUCGCCACACUCCCCAACGAUGGCCCCACCUCCGCCGCCGUGGCCCUGCUGUCGGACGAGCCUGGCCUGGUUAACCCCGCCUUCGACCCCAGCAUGGAGGACAACAGCCAAUCGGGCAGCACGACCAGCCUGGCCGCACGUAGCAGCACCAAGAAGAGUGAGUUCAGAAACUUUGACCGGUCUUCAGUGAGGAGCCGAUCCUUCAGGAGGUUAAACCGAGCGUUCAGCGUCCUGCGGAGGACCAAGAGCGGCACCGCGGUCAGCAAUGAGACGUCUGAGGAGAGGGACAACGUCAGGAACUCCAGCGUGCCACCGGAAGUGCUGGCUCUCCCGCAGCUGCAUCACCUGAUCCCCGACGGUGAGCUCACCAGUAUUAAGAUCACGCGGGUCGAUGCCUCGGAGCCGCUCGCCAUCAGCAUCGUCGGCGGGAAUGAGACGCCGUUGGUUCGCAUCCUCAUCCAGGAUAUCUACAGAGAAGGGGUCAUUGCUCGGGACGGUCGGCUGCUGCCGGGGGACAUGAUCCUGAAGGUAAACGGCAUCGACAUCAGCAACGUACCUCACUGUUUCGCCAUGGCGGCCCUCAAGCAGCCCUGCCAACUCCUCCGUCUCACCGUGCUCAGAGAACAGCGCCACCGCUACCGCUCACACUCGCACGGUCACCAACACGGCCACGGCCAUGAAGUCCCCAUGGGCCACCCAUCCCACGGCUUAUCUCACCUCCCCCUGAGGGACGACAGCAUCCACGUGGUUCUGAAUAAAACCGCGCCGGACGAGCAGCUGGGGAUCAAGCUGGUGAGGCGGCCGGAGGAGCACGGCGUCUUCAUCUUUCACCUGCUGGAGGGCGGGCUGGCGUCGCGGGAUGGACAGUUGUGUGUCGGAGACCGCGUGCUGGCCAUCAACGGGCAUGAUCUACGUUACGGCGCCCCAGAACAUGCUGCUCUGCUCAUCCAGGCGAGCGAGGAGCGAGUUCACUUCAUAGUGUCUCGUCAGAUCUGCCUGCCCACCCCAGACAUCCUACAAGAAGCUCCGUGGGGCAUGGACGGUCCCCCUCCUUACUCUCCUGUGGAUAUCGAGCAAACACUACUGGACGCCUGUCAGAAGCCUGCGUGCUAUGAGAAGACCGUCACCUUGACUAAGGAGCCGUAUGAUUCGCUGGGCAUGACGGUGGCGGGGGGCAUGUCGAGCCGAGGGUGGGACCUCCCCAUUUAUGUCACAAACGUUGACUCUGACGGAGUGGUGGGACAGGAGGGCUCCAUCCGCAAAGGUGACAUCCUGCUAAAUGUGAACGGGGUGGACCUGACGGGGGUGACGCGGGGCGAGGCCGUGGCAAACCUGAAGAACACCUCGUCUCCUGUCGUGCUCAAGGUCUUGGAGAUGCGUCCCCCUGAAGAAACCCUGCAGGACUGCUCGCUGCCGCCCUGUCUCGUACCCUCACCCACAGACAGCACUAAGAGCCCGCUGCCCAACGACGACUACUCCCCACUGUGGGUGUCAUGGCUGCAGCUCCCCAGGCAUCUGUACUGCUGCAAAGACAUCGUGCUGCGGCGGAGCACCUCGGGCAGCCUGGGCUUCAGCAUUGUGGGAGGUCAAGAGGAGGUCAACUGCAAUCAAUCCUUUUUUAUCCGCUCCAUCGUGGAGGGGACGCCGGCCUACAACGACGGCAGGAUAAGGUGCGGGGACAUCCUGCUGGAGGUGAACGGGAAGAGCACAUGGGGGAUGACCCACACGUCGCUGGUGCGGCUCCUGAAGGAGCUCCGGGGGAGAAUCACUCUGACCAUCGUGACGUGGCCGGGCAGCCUGCUGUAGCGGCGCUCUGAGCCCGCCAGUGCUGCUUUUUUUCUCCAGCAUGGACCAAUGAAUGUGGGAGGCGGAGCUUCAGACUGACUGCCUCCUGAGUGGGAGGAGCUUAGAGUAGUGCAAGUCACGUGUGGAUUUCUCACUUCUGACGGACAGCUGAGACUUUGCUGAGUCUGGAGGGGGGGACAAACACGAGACUGGAUUUUUAUCAGAGGUUAACUCGCCCCCCUCAGAGAACGCAGAACCGGGAGGAUCCAGGACUGAGCCACUUUAGACUUGGAUGUUUAGAUCUGUUUAGAGGACACAGUCCAUCUCUGGCACAGCACCCAGAGGAGGGGUGGGCGGACGGAGAGGAGACACAACACGUUGCCAAUUCCAGUAGUUAAAUAUUAGGGUAUGCGUUAAGUUGGACUCACAUUUCUUUACUGUAAAUGUUGGGUGUCUAAAAAAAGUUCUGAUCCAAGCACUUGUGAUACGUUUCUUCUAUUUGUUUGUGGUAUGGCCUUUAAACGUAGGCUCCAUCCUGUUUGUACUGACAGUGGUUGUCAUCUUCAUCCGUUGACCUGACGACACGUUGCCAAGUAGUAGUCUGUGUUGAGGUUUUCUUCUCUGAUUUCAGAAGCUAUGGCUAAAUUAUCAAACCACUGGCAAUAAAAUAUAUAAAAAAUAAAGAAUCAGUGUGUUCAUAAGAUGUUAAAAGAAUAUUUAAUUAGGUGACGUUGUGGAGGCCUUACUCAUUUUCUUACUUUUAAGAGAAAAAAUCUGACUUGGUUUGUGUGUGGGCGGUUCUGGGGCCCGUCUGCUGUGGUUCUGUCUGUCACGCUUCGGCCUGUGUAGUAUAUCUGAUGGUACAUUUGGUUAAAUGAUCAAUAAAGUCAUUGGAAAAAGAGA
This is a messenger RNA of Notolabrus celidotus (New Zealand spotty), 3314 nucleotides long. It is a transcript of the gene lnx1, whose product is annotated as ligand of numb-protein X 1. Gene Ontology annotation, biological process: ubiquitin-dependent protein catabolic process. Gene Ontology annotation, molecular function: protein binding; ubiquitin-protein transferase activity. The record is from RefSeq and is a predicted model, not a curated record. Gene Ontology annotation, cellular component: cytoplasm. NCBI's taxonomy places the organism in Eukaryota, Metazoa, Chordata, Actinopteri, Labriformes, Labridae. The transcript is spliced from 11 exons. The coding region runs from base 9 to 2432 and encodes 807 amino acids.